Molecule: messenger RNA, 1031 nt
Organism: Podospora pseudocomata
Lineage: Eukaryota; Fungi; Ascomycota; Sordariomycetes; Sordariales; Podosporaceae
Exons: 2
Coding region: 1-891 (296 amino acids)
Source: RefSeq, a predicted model, not a curated record
AUGUAUCCAACAGUCUCCAAAUCCCUCCCCCUUUCCCUCUUGGCCCUGGCCAGCGUCUCCCUCGCAGACGACAACGCCGAGUCCGUCUCUACCCUCUCCUUCAAAAACGCCUUUGUCAACUCGGGCAUCGUCCCCGAAGUCAUCCCUGCCCUCGACCCAGCCGUGUCAUUCUAUGCCACCUACAAAACCGAAGGCGACUCCAACCACAGCGAGCUCCUCAUCCCGGGUUCCUCCCUCACCGUCAACGAGAUCAGCACCCUCCCCAUUGAGUUUUCCGUCGAGAACCUCAACAAUGCGACCAACAUCACCGCUCAGACGCGGUACCUGAUUUAUCUGUUGGAUGCCGACGCGCCCGCGAGGAGCAACCCCACCGCUCGCAACCUGAGACAUUGGUUGGCGGGUAAUUUCACGCUGAACGGGCAAAACUCGAGUGUGUUGAGCACGGCACAGAGGUUGGCGAGGCCGCCGAAUUCGGGCGCGCCGUUUACCAACUUUACUGCGCCGAAGCCAGAUGCCAACUCGGGCGUGCAUCGGUACAUCAUGGCUUUGUACACCCAGCCGGCCAGGUUUAACACUGCUGGGUUUGAGAGUGUGGGGAUGGAGAGGGAGGUUGCGAACUGGAACCUCUCCCGCUGGAGGACUCAGCUUGGCCUCGGCCCUGCCAUUGGGGCGACCUACUUUGUGAUUGACACUGGUGCCAACGGGGGCAAUGGAACAAGUGCUCCCCAGGGCCUCAACAACCAGGGCGGCAACGGUGGCAACAACAACAAUGCUGGUGGUCAAGGUGGAGACACCGACACCAAUGCUGCUGCUGGUAUCAAGGCUUCCUCGGUGUACGUCUUGGGCUUGACUGCCCUCGCGGCCGUGUUUGGCGGUUUGAUCAUGGUGUAGAUGUCAAGAGAGGAGAUCUAGAAGUGAUAUUCUAGAACGCUGCCUGCCCAGGUGGUGGGGAGAGAAACACGUGUAAAUAUAUAUCCGUGAGACAGGGAACUGUAGCGAAUGCAAUUUUGGAACACCAAGCUUCUUUUUAA